AUGUCUGCCCAACAGCCGUCGCACUUCGACCGCUACAUCGUCAUUCAUGUGGCUACCACCUGCGACGAGCACGGCGUGUACGUGACCAAGGACUCGGCCGAGGUCAUCGAGUUCGGAUGGAUCGAGUUGGAUGGCAAAACUCUCGAGGAGCUUCACCGUGAGAGCGUCCUCGUCAAGCCCAUCAACACGCCCAUCACUCCUCUCUGCACCAGCCUGACAACCUUGACAUGGGAGCACGUUCGCAAUGCGGGCACCUUCCGUGACGCCAUCAACCGCUUCGAUGCCUUCGCAACCGAACGCCUGACGUCCCAGAACCUGGACUUCGUCUUUGUCACCCUUGAUGCCUGGGACCUGCGCGUCCAGCUGCCCCGUGAGGCUCGCGACAAGGCUGUAGUGCUACCCCCCUACCUGCAGCACUCGCGUACCUUCGACCUGCGAACCGAGUACCAGCGCUGGCAACAACACCAUCCCGAGUCGCUGCCCUUCGGCCCUUCGAUGCUCUCUAACAUCUGUGCUGCGCUUGAGGUCGAACCCGUGCAGUCGAGCGCUCCCAUCAAGCACAACCUGCCCUUCCACCUGCAAGCCCUCGCUCCCGCCUCCCCCCGCCGGGCUAUGGAGGAAGCUGUGACUCUGGCUCGCGUUCUCCGCGGCCUCAUCCGCAAGUCUCAGCCUGCACAUGAGCACCCAGAUGUCCUCACCCGGCCCAUGGAUGCCCGCUCCGAUGUGCGGGCUUUCCUGUCUGAGCGCAGCAAAGUGCUCCACAUGUCUGGCCUCCCCCACGAUACGACCCAGUCCGAGUUGGAAAGCUGGUUCACACAGUUUGGUGGAAGACCAAUUGCGUUCUGGACUCUGAGGACCCCGGAGCAGCACAAACCCACUGGGACCGGCUUUGCUGUGUUCUCAUCUCACGAAGAGGCUGCUGAGAGCCUUUGCAUGAACGGUCGGGCAUUGAACGAGAAGGCCAUCGAAGUUUCACCGUCCUCUAGCAGAGUUCUGGACCGGGCCGCCGAGAUUCUUACCCCGUUCCCUCCCAGCAAGAACCGCCCUCGCCCGGGUGAUUGGACUUGCCCUAGUUGUGGAUUUUCCAACUUCCAGCGACGGACUGCUUGCUUCCGCUGUUCAUUCCCUGCUUCUCACAUGAACAACGGUCCUCAGAGCGAGAUGGGAUACCAGGGUGGUGGUGGCGGCGGCGGCGGCUAUGGUGGCGGUUAUGGAGGUCCUAACAUGAUGCCUCCUCCCCACCAUGGAGGAGGACACCACCACAACAUGGGACACCACGGUGGCGGUCGCAUGGGCGGCAGCGGUGUGGUGCCUUUCCGCGCCGGUGACUGGAAGUGCGGCAACGAAGUGUGCGGCUAUCACAACUUCGCCAAGAACGUUUGCUGUCUGCGAUGUGGCGCCAGCAGGGCCGGAGCCGCUGUUGUUGCUGACUCUGCCUAUCCCGGCUCUCCCAUGGACGGCGGAUCCAACUAUGGUAUGGGUUCGAACUCGAUGGCUGGCACUCCUGGCCCUGGUCCAUAUGCUGCCGCCGCCGCCGCUCCCUUCGGCGGAGCUGGUGGCGGCUACGGCCAGCACUUCGGUGGACCUCCCAGCACUUAUGCUCUCCCCUCCGGCAUUGGUGGUGGUGCCGCGCCCUACCCAUCCCUGAACACUCACCUCGGCCCUGCCCCGGGAUCCCACUCCGCUGGUGGUUUCGAUAGCCGUGCUGCUGAGGCUGCUUUCCAGUCCGCUAACAACGGUCCUGCCUCUGCUGGCCCGUCCAACAACUACUUCAACUCCCAGUCCGAGAACGACCCUUUCGCCUUCCUCUCCUCGGGCAUCGGCAACCUCUCGGUCAGCGGCGACGCGCGUCAGAACGGCUCUGGCGCGGGAGGCCCGCCCAGCAAGUCCCCAGGCGCCUAA
Messenger RNA from Neoarthrinium moseri, 1902 nucleotides. RefSeq lists its product as uncharacterized. The transcript has 4 exons. The coding region runs from base 1 to 1902 and encodes 633 amino acids. Gene Ontology annotation, molecular function: RNA binding; 3'-5'-RNA exonuclease activity. Lineage: Eukaryota; Fungi; Ascomycota; Sordariomycetes; Amphisphaeriales; Apiosporaceae. The record is from RefSeq and is a predicted model, not a curated record.